GAACUUUGCUUAUGUACUCUAAACUCAGGUUAACAUCGUUUGGACUGAUCUGGAAGCCGUCAUCCGAUAGUGACAGUGGUCGUAGUUAGAUCUCAGGUCUGGCCUGAUUUAAAAAGACAUCAGCAGAUGUAUUAGGCAAUUGGGAUCACUAGGAGAAAAACAUGCAACAUGCUACCUACCGGCGGAUCAAAUGACCCUGUAAACCGAAACAUCGUUUGUUUUGAGAACUAAACAUCAACCGGCAAGUGAUUGAAAAUUGUUCUAAAACCUUUUAAAUUAACACCGACACAACCUGGGUGAGCGCAAUUCACAAUCCCUCGAUUGAUAUUGCUGGAAAACAAAAGCAAUUUUUCCAAGCGUAAUGUUAUCAAGUCUUCUAUCGAUAGCUUGUUAAAAAUCCAUUAACUCGUUAACUUGUAUGUAAACCAAAUCAAAACAAACAAAAUGUUUCUUGUUUUACCAGUCAAAAUUGUAUGUUGUUAAGUUGACCCAUAUCCGCUUUAAAAAGCAACAAAAAACUGCAACCUACUGUUGAAAUUUUGUACGGUUUGUAGGUGUUUUGUAAAUGCUGUGAGCGAGUAUUUUAAUAGUGUUUUGAUUAACAGCAGAGAGAAGGUGUAAAAAAUGAAUCAAUUUCAACAUUUUGUCAGUCGGAAGCAAGAGGGGCGGGUUGCAAAACGCGUUCUGAUUGGCUCAUACGUGGCAAAAUGUCAUCUGAUUUCUACCUUUGCCCACCAGAUAUUUGGAGGCCUGUGAUUGGUCAAUUUUCGUCAGGCCACUCACAGGCCAUCGACAACAGCUCACUUGAAACGGUUUGUCGUAUAAAUUCUACGAACAUUUUGAAAAGUCUUCUUCUUAUACAUCGCCUGAUGGGAUUCACAAUGCAGUGUUUACUUUGUGGAAGGCGCUCUCCUUCGAGUGGGCAAUUUUUCCUGAACUUUUGCCGUCGAAUCGCUCCAUCAGUCGUCAAUGUUUUCGUUCGUGGUAUGGUGUUGUUCAUUCUCGGCGCUUUCUUUGCUUUGGUUUUGUUCAUGUUUUCCGUGCUACCUGAAGCGAGGAGAAAGCGAAUUCAAGCUGUAGACUUUGGAAUAAUUGCAAACUUGUUCAGUGCUGUGUGGUGGAUCGCUCCGUCUUCGGGAACAGCGGCUGCCUUAGUGGGAAUUAUGUACCCUUGCACCGACAUUCGACUUGGAAAACCUCACAAACUUGAAAGAGAAUGGUCAAGUGUUUUCAAAUGUGUGGCGUUCUUUCUUGGAAUAAGCCACGCUUGUGCUAAAAUUUCUUUCAACAGCCCAACAAAUUUUUCCCUCUUCAUGGCCAUAUCUUCGUUAAUUCUUUGGUGGUUAUUUGACCGAUCAAAAAAUGGCCUUGGACUUGCUGUGCUUAUAACAUUUUGUGCUUGUGCUCUUCUACAGUCCUUGAUAUAUCUUGGAGUGUACAGAAAUGGUGAACCAGAUUUCCUAUAUGCUAGAACAUGGAUUCCGUGGUUCUUUUUCUCUGGUGUUGUAACAUUUGGAACCAUUGGAAGACAGCUGGCCAUGAUUGAAUACAACUUUGGAAGAAGUAAAGAACAUGUGGACUAAGAAAAUGGUUAUGUAGUCCAGACGAGAUGCUCAAAGCAGGCAUCGAAAGAAGAACAUUCCCUUUGAAAUAUGGACGGUGUUAAAAAUGAUAGAACUGUAUUGAAGAAAUAGCAGUGUAAAAAUGGUUAGACUAAGUGCCAUGGUCUGUAGUAUAUCGUUGAAUAUAGUUGUGUUGUUAUGCGGUAUUGAAAUUCAAGGAGAUCGCAAGGUCACACUGCAAGUUAUAGUCCAAACUAUUGACUGAUAUUAAUAAUUAAUAUCAGUCCAAUUCAUGACCACUGCUGGAAAUAACAGUUGGUCAUGAAUUGGUCAAUGUCUGACUUGAUUUUGAAAUUAUCCACCUAAUUUUACAGUGUGGUUAGACAUCACAUCCAAGUACCAGUGGAAAAUGACUUCACUUUCUAUUGUGGUUAUCUAAUUGACAAACCAUGUGUGAUUUGAAACAUAUGGAAAAUCAUAAAUAGAUGGAUACACUAAAAUGUAAAAAUUAUUAUGUCUGGCCAAAGUAGAGAUUUGAAAGGACAUGUGUUCUUCUAAGUAAGGAAAAGGUCUGUCCAGCAGUGAAACUUGUUAAAAGUGACAUUAAAAUUAUUAUAUACGGUUUUUCUGUUACUUUUAAGAAAUGAUGCUUAAAAUACCAUUGCGUAGAUCUAGAAAAUAUCCAUACUCCCCCCACAGAAGGGAUUGGAAUUUCCUGGGGGGUGGGGGGUUCAGUAAGACC
Messenger RNA from Orbicella faveolata, 2304 nucleotides. RefSeq names its product insulin-induced gene 2 protein-like. NCBI's taxonomy places the organism in Eukaryota, Metazoa, Cnidaria, Anthozoa, Scleractinia, Merulinidae. The record is from RefSeq and is a predicted model, not a curated record. Gene Ontology annotation, cellular component: SREBP-SCAP-Insig complex; endoplasmic reticulum. Gene Ontology annotation, biological process: cellular response to insulin stimulus; SREBP-SCAP complex retention in endoplasmic reticulum; cholesterol biosynthetic process.